CAUCCGGCUCGACUGGUCGCCAUAAUCUAUCACACAAUUUAUUUCUGAUUUUAGAGCUGUAAACCACCCGCCCCGGUGGUAAGUAAAUGUGCGUUCGAUCGUUGGUCCGUCCAUCCGUAGGUUUACCGCACGUUUAUCCGGCCAUCCAUUGAUAUAUCGGUUGGAAUUCGUUCCGGAUCGUCUUGUCGUAUCGGUCGGUCAAAAUCGUUUGUGAAUUGUGUGACUGCAGCUCUCGCUUGCGAUAAUUAAAGCUGCUACAACACUUAACAGGGAAACCCCGUUCCUGGCUUAAGUUUUGUUAACUAGUAGGCAGCGAAAGAUCGCCUUGAUUCGUGCACACGAGGCGUAAAUAAAUUGUCGAGCUGUCAAAGCUGCGAAUGUAAAGAGCGUUUGCAAAAGCGUGAAUAGUUCUUGUUUCGUGCAACCGGACAAACGGGGCAAUAGUGCCAAGCCAGUAUUGCGAAUUAUCGUGCAGCUAGAGUGUCGACAAAGUGCAGCUGCACCAGAAGUGGCAAUCCAAGCAAAAAAAAAACGAGUAAAAUAAAAUUAUUCGUUCGCCAACCUAGCGCAACGUAAAGAGGGAAGCCGGCGAAGUGGCGAGACACACCGUUCAGGUACCAGCUGUGUGAGAAAACGAGACAAAUAGGUGCGAGCCGAACAAAGAGGGAAGAUAAGACCUUUUUUCGAGCAUCCCGAGGAAAAGACAGCAGUCGUCGCUCGAGAAAAUCCUAGAUCGGCGAAAAUUUUCUUCGUUCAAGAAGUGCAAUCCACCAGCAAAUCCGGACGUCCAAUGUCAGAACCUCAGUCUUCGUUGCUUCUGAAGAAACAACUGGCAGAGCUAAGCAAAAAUCCUGUGGAAGGAUUUUCGGCCGGUUUAAUCGAUGAUAAUGAUAUCUUUCGAUGGGAAGUGCUGAUCAUUGGUCCACCAGAUACUUUAUACGAGGGCGGAUUCUUCAAGGCUCAUCUGCACUUCCCGAAGGAGUAUCCGCUGAGACCACCGCGCAUGAAGUUUGUGACAGAGAUCUGGCACCCGAACAUCGACCGCAAUGGAGACGUUUGCAUCAGCAUCCUGCACGAGCCGGGCGAUGACAAGUGGGGUUACGAGAAGGCGUCGGAGCGCUGGCUACCGGUCCACACGGUCGAAACGAUCCUGAUAUCGGUCAUAUCGAUGCUUGCCGAUCCGAAUGACGAAUCGCCGGCCAACGUCGACGCGGCGAAGGAGUGGCGGGAGGCGUAUCCGGAAUUCAAACGGAAGGUAGCGCGAUGUGUUCGAAAGAGUCAGGAAGAUUGUUAGUAGCAUUUAUAUAAUACUUUUUUUAAUUGUCUUAUAUUUAUUAAUUAAUUAUUGUACGAUUACACUUACCUUAAAUGAACGAAAGAAAAGCAUUGAAAGGAUCAAGUAUCGCUAUCGUCUA
Messenger RNA from Anopheles coustani, 1415 nucleotides. It is a transcript of the gene Ube2g1, whose product is annotated as ubiquitin-conjugating enzyme E2 G1. The transcript is spliced from 3 exons. Lineage: Eukaryota; Metazoa; Arthropoda; Insecta; Diptera; Culicidae. The record is from RefSeq and is a predicted model, not a curated record. Gene Ontology annotation, molecular function: ubiquitin conjugating enzyme activity. The coding region runs from base 791 to 1294 and encodes 167 amino acids. Gene Ontology annotation, biological process: protein polyubiquitination; proteasome-mediated ubiquitin-dependent protein catabolic process.